AUGGCAACAACAAUAACAACAGCGCCCUUGAAAAUAAUAUCGGGCGGUCAAACAGGAGCCGAUUUGGCUGCCUUGAUCGCUGCCAAGGCGGUUGGGCUCGAGACGGGAGGAACUGCCUCAGAGGGCUUCCAGACCGAAAUGGGAGCGAACGUGGACCUCCGACGAGUCUAUGGCCUCACCGCCGAGGGAUCGUACAAAGCACGCACCAAAAAGAAUGUCGAUGAUGCCGAUGCCACCAUAGUGUUAUUGGUCCACGAGGGCAAGGGCGGGGCGGCCAAAACAAUUGGUUGGGCCAGCAACCAACGUUGGGAAUGUCAGCUUCAUUCGAAACUCCACGGAGGGUAUCGCCCUGUGAUGGUUCUAAAGGCUGAUGACCUGGAGGAGGAACAUUUGGAAGAAUCUGCCAUGAAGAUUGUCCAAUUCGUGCGGCUGACGGGCACUCGAGUGCUCAACGUGGCUGGACACCGCCAGUCAACGGCCUUCAUGCCCGAGUUCUUCCUCGAUGGACCACCCUAUGAUUAUCAAAAACGCUGUGUGGACCUUCUUACAUUAGCGUUUGCCUCGGUGGUUCGUCAAGCAACGACAUAG
This is a messenger RNA of Seminavis robusta, 588 nucleotides long. The record is from the annotation of a GenBank genome assembly. NCBI's taxonomy places the organism in Eukaryota, Bacillariophyta, Bacillariophyceae, Naviculales, Naviculaceae.